Argentina anserina (silverweed cinquefoil) is the source of this 2982-nucleotide messenger RNA. RefSeq names its product histidine kinase CKI1-like. Gene Ontology annotation, biological process: phosphorylation; phosphorelay signal transduction system. The record is from RefSeq and is a predicted model, not a curated record. Gene Ontology annotation, molecular function: phosphorelay sensor kinase activity. Gene Ontology annotation, cellular component: nucleus. NCBI's taxonomy places the organism in Eukaryota, Viridiplantae, Streptophyta, Magnoliopsida, Rosales, Rosaceae.
AUGACAAGAACAAUUGAGAAUCAUAUUAGGUACUUCUCACAUGAAGCAAUCAACAAAUCAAAUUCUAGCAUCCACGCUACUGCUAAUCUGCUAGGUUCAUUAAAUCCGUCAACAAUAAAACUUGCAAGGGCUCUGAGCUCAUCACUAAAUGGAACUGAACUAGAUUUCGGUACCAUCCAAAAGACGGUUGCACCAACAUUAUUUCUGGCACUUUCGACAAUUGCACACAUCUCACAGGUCACUUAUAUAGGACUGGAUGACCUAUUAUUCUCACUGUAUAACUCUUUAUAUCCUGAAUGGAGUCGAUUUGGAAUGGGCAUUCAAUCUACUGUAGUGUUCUCCAAUACUACUGGAAAUUGGUACACUCAACCAAUAAAUAGGGACACUGGAAUGCCAUAUGGAGUCCCUGUUAGUAUUGAUUCAAACUCUAUGUUCUCAGUAAAUGCUGGUUGGUUCCAACAAGCAUUGAACAACCCAAGUGGGUAUUCGUGGUUAGGGACCAAAUGUGAUCGAGCUCAAGAUAGAUUGUUUUUUAGUAGUGCUGCUGUAGAUGGAAGAGGUGUGGUUUCGCUUGGUAUGCAAGCACAGGUUGUUGUUAAUCAUUUCAACGCUGUAGAUUUUUAUGAAGGUUAUUUUCACUUGGCUACUUCAAAUGGCCAAGUGAUUGUGCAAUCGAAACAUCCCAAUACUCAGUUUCAGAUUACCAACAACACGGUUACGGUGCAAGAAGUGAAUGGUUUACUUGGGCUUUUGUUGUUCAUAAUUAUUGUUUCUCUUUGCUUGUUUAUAUUCUGGAUCAUAAGAGCUGCAAAUAGAGAAAUGAUCUUAUGUGCAUGCAUCAUAAAACAAGAAGGUGCAACUCGCCAAGCAGAGCGCAAAAGUAUGAACAAGACUAAAGCCUUCAGUAGGGCUAACCAUGAUGUACGCGCUUCUUUGGCAGCCAUCACUGGUUUGAUAGAGCUGUGUUAUCAAGAUGCCAAACCGGACUCUGAGUUAGCAGCAAAUUUGGGACAAAUGGAUACUUGUACAAAGGACCUCUUAGGCAUAUUGAACACUGUUCUGGACAUAAGUAAAAUUGAAGCUGGAAAAGUGGAACUUGAAGUAGAAGAAUUCAAUCUAGCUCAGCUCCUCGAGGAAGUUGUUAAUAUGUUCUAUCCUACUGCUAUAAAGAAAGACGUAGAUAUAUUGCUUGAUCCUUGUGACAACUCACUUGCCAAAACAUGCCAUGUUAAGGGAGAUAGGGGAAAACUCAAACAGAUCUUAUGCAACUUGAUUAGUAAUGCUGUGAAGUUCACAUCCGAAGGUCAUAUCACAGUUCGGGCCAUGGUUGCGAAAACAAGUUAUGAAAACUCAAUAAUUGCUUCUAAUCGUAGUAGCAUGUUGAAGUGGCCAUGGUGGUUUUACAAGGGUGAGGAAGCAUUCAGUGAUUAUGAUGCCCUUCAUCGAGCUGAAAAAGACCCUAAUUCCACAAAGUUUGUCAUUGAGGUGGAUGAUACAGGUGAGGGAAUUCCAAAAGACAAACGAGCAUUUGUUUUUGAAAACUUUGUUCAGGUUACGGAUAGUGUUACUGGAAAAGAAGGUUCUGGCUUGGGACUUGGCAUUGUUGAAUCUUUGGUGCGUCUAAUGGGUGGGGAAAUAAAAAUUCUUGAUAAAGAAGCUGGUGAGAGGGGAAGUUGCUUCAGCUUUGAUGUUUCUCUGCAGACAUACAAACCGGAUUUUGGUGAUUUGGAUGAGGAGGAAUGGCCUCUUCAACCUUUUGGAACACCGCUUUUGCCACCGUCACCUAAACCAGAAGGAUCUCGUGUUGUGCUCUUUAUAAAAGGCAAUGAACGAAGAAAGAUGUUGGUGAAGUACAUCAGGAGCUUGAACAUAAAAGUUACAACAGCAAAGCAUGUUAAACAACUUGUUCCGACACUUGGGAAGAUCAAAUGCAAGUUAGACCUCUCCUACUUCAGAUAUUCAGACACCCCAUCAGAGUUUCUUGAACAGAUGAACACCUCUCCAUCCAAUAACUCUGAUUCAAGACCAAGUGCCGAGUCUCAAAGAAGUAUCAAGGAAAUUGAAGAUGAUAAAAAGUCCAGCUCGAGAACUGCGUUUGCAGGCAUUGUCCUAAUAGUGGUUGACACAAAUGCUGCUGCUUUCACUGAGCUAUAUGACAUUGUAGCUAAGUUCAGGAAAGGUAUUCAUAGCUCUAGAUGCAAGGUUGUGUGGUUAGACAGUUCAAUCAUGCGAAACACAGUGCAGCUAGAUGAGCAUAAUCUUGCCCCUCCAAAUGAUUACAUCAUAUACAAACCGUUUCAUGGAUCACGCUUGUACAAAGUGCUUGGACUAAUUCCUGAAUUCAAGGGGUGUAACUUACCAAUGCUCGUAACAAGGAAAGCAGACACUCAAGAAGCGGAACGUGACAAGUCGGUAGAACCAGUUGAGAUAGUAAUAGAUAAAGGUGACGCGAAAAAAAGAGACUGGAGUCAGAAUGUGUUGUAUGGAAAGAAAGUCUUGGUUGUGGAUGAUAAUCCUACAUUGCGCUUGUUUUCGAGUCAAACUUUUCGCAGACUUGGAGCCAUUGUUGAAGUUUGCCAGAAUGGGAAGGAGGCAGUUGAUCAUGUUUGCAAAGCUCUACAUGAUCUCUUGGAGGAGGAGGAGGACAGCAAGUCUAGAGCCGUUCCUUAUGACUAUAUUUUCAUGGAUUGCCAGGUAACAUGAUUGAAACACUCUUGUAGGAUCUAUUUUUCUUCAUGUUUGUUAUGUUUUUCUUAUCAUCGUGUUAUGCAGAUGCCGGUAAUCGACGGAUAUGAAGCAACAAGACUGAUAAGGAUGGAGGAAAAGAAGUACAACAUUCAUAUUCCGAUAAUAGCAUUAACAGCAUGUGCAAUGACUGAGGAAGUGCGCAAGAUGUAUGAAGCCGGAAUGGAUUACCAUUUGAUUAAACCUAUGACAAUCGAGAAUUUGAUCAAAGUUAUUCGGGUGAUUGACAACAAGUGA